AUGUUUUCCAUGAAAGGUAUUGUUAUUGGUACUUGGGAUACUGGACCUUGGAUUGGGUUUAAAACUACAGAAGACAACACAUACAGCUGGCUUGCGACUGGACAGUUACGAACUGAUAUUGAGCUACAGACCUGGAAACAUGCCUGCUUUACUUUAGAUAUGGAAACUGGAAAUGUUAGUGUCUACGCCAAUGGAAAGCUAUCCUGGGCCGGAAAUGACCCAAACAUAGUUCCGGUCAGAGAACAAUGGAAUAAAACCUUUGAUACCAUCACUGCAGGAUGUGCUUAUGAUAUUGACUAUGUAGACUAUUCAAUGCACGGAGAAGUGACUGAUCUGCAAAUGUACAGUGGAAUUAUGGACCCUGGCAAGCUAAUAGCUCUUACAGCAUGCAAUUCUUUUGAAACCGGAGAUCUUGUGAACUGGAGAAAUCUAAGCUGGAAAAUAAGGGGGGCAAAACAAACCGUUUUGAGAGAACUGAAAAGUUUAGAAAACAAUGUGUGCCACAAACCAGAGAACACCUUGCAUCUACUUCCAUUCAAACUUAAAACCCCGGAACUGCGUAAAACAUGCAAAAAACUAUUUGGCAGACUACAUGGUUACAAUGAUAAAGAUGAAUUUGGUAGAAUCACUAAAUUUAUGACUUCUGGAAACAACAUAAAGGCAGAGGAUUGUAUGAGAAGAACUGACAACACUAAUUCCUCAUUCAGGCACAUUUAUUAUAUAUAA
Messenger RNA from Eurytemora carolleeae, 726 nucleotides. RefSeq lists its product as uncharacterized. The transcript is spliced from 8 exons. The record is from RefSeq and is a predicted model, not a curated record. The coding region runs from base 1 to 726 and encodes 241 amino acids. NCBI's taxonomy places the organism in Eukaryota, Metazoa, Arthropoda, Copepoda, Calanoida, Temoridae.